Messenger RNA from Mytilus californianus (California mussel), 3169 nucleotides. RefSeq names its product peroxidase-like protein. The transcript is spliced from 13 exons. Bases 29 to 2284 code for a protein of 751 amino acids. Gene Ontology annotation, biological process: response to oxidative stress. Gene Ontology annotation, molecular function: heme binding; peroxidase activity. The record is from RefSeq and is a predicted model, not a curated record. NCBI's taxonomy places the organism in Eukaryota, Metazoa, Mollusca, Bivalvia, Mytilida, Mytilidae.
AAACCGUCUGAAAUCUGUCAGAGCCAACAUGACCACCAAACUUCUCCUUGUAGCUUCCAUAGUUUGUUUCACCGUUAUUUCGGGGAAGGACAGACAAAAACGAGAAGUUAUAGGAACUCUUGCUGGUGGUGGUAUUCACAUCUCAGAUAUGAUGGCCAAGUCAAUACAGAUUGCCCUAAAAGACUGGGCUAUUCGUACAGAGUUGGAAAAACAAAUGUACCUUUCAGGCUAUGAUAAGGUGUCGAAGGGCAGCUAUUUGUGGCAUAGAUCUAUGUUCAUGAACUUAAAGGAGUACAGUAAAGUCCAAGUUCUCAAUCAAAAGGGUUUUAUAAAUCUUAGAGCACUUGCGGAAUUUGAGAAACUAUCUGGAGUUCCAAUCCACGUUAUGCAGAAUGACUACAAAUUAGUUGAAGAAUGGCAAAAACAUAUAUCUCCAUAUUGUGAAUGUCCUAUUCCCAAGUGUAAUCCUAAAUACCCAUACAGAACUGCAGAUGGUGGUUGCAAUAAUUUCCAUGUUCCAACGUGGGGGCAGGCAAUGCGAGCUCAACUAAGAUGGCUUCCGGCAGCAUAUUCUGAUGGUUUAAAUGUUCCAAGAAUUCACAGUAUAACUGGAGCAUCUCUACCAAGUCCUCGACUAAUCAGUAAUGUGGUCCACAAUGCUCACAUGAGUGACUUCAGGGAGCCAAAACAAUCCAUGAUGAUGAUGCAGUUUGGUCAGUUUCUGGAUCAUGACUUCGUUGGAACUCCAACAAACAGAGGUUUCAACAAUUCAGAAAUCCAGUGUUGUGACCUAGAUCCUACUACAAGAGAUAAAAGAGGUUCCUGUUUCCCGAUACCUGUUCCACCAAAAGACAAACGUUUCCAUAAACCGUGUAUGAAUUUUGUUCGUUCUUCUAUUGCACCGGAACUGUACUGUAAACCAGCACCAAGAAAUCAGAUCAACCAACAGUCUUCCUUUAUCGAUGGAUCUAUGGUUUAUGGAAACUCAAUGAAGGAGCAAACAUAUCUACGUCUAGGAAAAGGAGGUUUACUGAAGAUGACUGAUGGUGGAUUUUUACCUCGUUAUGAAGAUGGCGAUUGUAUUAUGGAAAGUCCUGGAGAAUACUGCUUCGGAGCAGGGGAUGACAGAAACACAAUUGUACCCUCUCUUGCCUUCCUCCACAUCGUAUUCCUAAGAGAACACAAUCGAUUGGCUGUAGCUUUAGGUAAAAUUAACCCCCACUGGACUGAUGAAAUAAUUUUCCAAGAAACCAGAAAGAUAAUUGGAGGAGUUCUUCAACAUAUCAUCUAUUCCGAAUGGCUUCCUCUUGUUCUUAACGACGAAUUUAUGACCAUAUAUGGUCUUAAAUCUGUAUAUGGCAAAUAUAAUACAGUUUACAAUGAAAAAUUGGACCCAACUACAGCAAACGUUAUGGCAGCAGCCGCUUUCAGAUUUGGACAUUCAAUGAUUCCAAAUUUCCUUGGUUACGGAGGUCCAGGGGGUAACAAGAUUGCAGAAUUCCCUAUAUACAAAACCUACAACAGACCCGGUGUAUUGAUGUCACAUGGAGGCAAAGGAAACGAUUGGAUAGGAGAAUGGAUGUUGGACGAUAGUCAUGCUAAAAGUGAUCGUGUUGUUAACGACGGUGUUAGAAAUUAUCUGUUUAUGGAUCAUCAUGGAAUGAGUUUUGACUUGGUAUCAUUCAAUAUACAGAGAGGACGAGAUCAUGGUCUGCCUCCAUACAAUGCAUGGAGAAAGUGGUGUGGACUUCCACCAGUAAUUCAUUUUGGUCAUGGACCAGGUGGUCUUGUUGAUCAUGACAAAGACGCAAUUAUACGACUUUCCAAAACUUACAAACAUGUGGACGAUAUAGAUUUAUAUACCGGCGGUCUUUCAGAGAAAAGAGUUAAAGGUGGAUUAACAGGUCCAACAUUCCAAUGUUUGAUUGGAAAAUCAUUCGCCAACUGGAAAUUCGGCGAUAGAUUUUGGUAUGAAAAUGACUUCAAGCUGACUGGAUUCUCGCCUCGACAACUUGAAACCAUUAGACAUCACAAAAUAUCAAAAAUUAUUUGCCAGAACACCAAAAUUCACCAUAUCCAGCCGGCUUCAUUCUUACUACCCUCCAAACAUAAUCAAAAGAUACCAUGCCACGCUAUUCCAGACAUUGAUUUAUUGGCAUGGGCAGAACCAAGUGAAUUGCGUACAAACAUAUUCUUCCCCGUUCCAGCUAACCCGGUCCCUAUCUGGGCUACUCUCGGACCAGUACAUUUCAAAGAAGCCUACAAACACGUGGCAGCUUACUAAGAAAUAGUUCUUAGUGAAACAUUUCCUUUUGUACGCAAUAAUAAUGGGAUUAUUUUGUGGACAAUUAAGAUGGUUCUUUUUUUAUAGAUGCUUCAAAUGAUAUCGACAAUAUCUUACUCAAAGGAAUUUGAUGCAUUUCAAUGAUAGGAGAAAAUAAACAAGACUGUUUCAAUUAAAAUGCAUCAAAUUGCUUACGUCGUGGACGAUAUAUCGAUAUGGUAAAGGCUUAUCACAUGCUUUCUUAGCAUAAUAUUUUUGGUGGUUAUUACAGUUUGUUUUAUAUCAAAUGAUGUUGUUUUGUUUAUCAAAAAUCACGUGACUCGUGACGUACGUUGUAGUUCCAAAAACUACAAUGUUGUGUAUGCCUUAUAUUCCAAAGGGACAAAAACUAAUACAGAAAAAGAAUUAGAUAUUAAUAAUGCAGUCGCUUAAUUAAUACACUACAGGAGAACCCUGCCGUCUUAGCUGAAGAAUAUCUUGUCGUUAGUAUUUUUAAUUUUGAUAACGUCUGUGUUAUUAUAUUACAAUGUGUAACUGUUUUAUAACAAUAACACAAAAUGGAUACAUAGAAAGUCUUAUUCAUCAUUUCAAAAGAACUUAUUGGUAUUCACAACUUUGCAACAUAAUACUACGGAUUUUUGGUUGUUGUUGCAAUUAUUAGGCCAUCUUUUUUUGUGGCUCAAAUGACUCACAGCUUAGCGGGAUAGUGCGAUUGUCAUCACAGUUCACUUGGACAUCCAUCAUAAUUCAAUAAUCCUUAUUCCAUUGUUACACCAACAAUCAAUACUUAUUCAGCCCAUUGUGAAAAGAAAGCGUGUAUUCCGUAAAGAUCAUAGAAUAAAAGUUAUAGGCGUAAAAUAAAAUAAAAUACACAAUUAUAGAGCA